This is a messenger RNA of Phycomyces blakesleeanus NRRL 1555(-), 1017 nucleotides long. RefSeq names its product cyclin. Gene Ontology annotation, molecular function: cyclin-dependent protein serine/threonine kinase regulator activity. The transcript is spliced from 7 exons. Gene Ontology annotation, biological process: regulation of transcription by RNA polymerase II; regulation of cyclin-dependent protein serine/threonine kinase activity. Gene Ontology annotation, cellular component: transcription factor TFIIK complex; nucleus. Bases 1 to 1017 code for a protein of 338 amino acids. NCBI's taxonomy places the organism in Eukaryota, Fungi, Mucoromycota, Mucoromycetes, Mucorales, Phycomycetaceae. The record is from RefSeq and is a predicted model, not a curated record.
AUGGCCUCUACAACUAUGGAAUCACAACCGAAAGAAGAGAAGCAUCUCACUCCAGUCUAUGAAGAAUCUUCACAAUUCCGUCAUUGGCGAUUCAGCUCUCAACAACUUUUAGAUAUCCGUACUUCUUGUAAUGCCGCCGCAGUGGAUCGCGUACGGCGAAAUUUCCAAGAAGAACAAAAAGCUGCUGAAGCUCAGGGUGAUCGUCCUCAAGAUGAACCACAAUACUUGUCAGUUCAAGACGAAAUGGCAUUAUGUAGAUUCUAUGAGAAACAACUUCAAGGAAUCUGUAAACAUUUGAAGUUUACUGACAUGGUUAUGGCUACAGCUGUCAUUUAUAUGAAACGAUUUUUUCUUCACAAUACAGUAAUGGAUUAUCACCCAAAAGACAUCCUUCUAACAUGUUUGUUCUUGGCCACAAAGUCAGAGAGUGAACGUGUAUCGAUUGAUGAUUUUGGAAGGAACCUCAAAUUGCCUUCAACAACCAGUGUUCUCGAUCUAGAGUUUACAGUCUCUCAAGGUCUCAAAUUCGAAUACUAUGCUCAUCAUCCUUACAGACCAGCCUACGGGUUCUUUUUGGACAUUCAGACUACAGGAGUAGAUAUUAAGAUACUCAAGGAAACUUACAAUAAACUAGGUCCAGUAAUUGGAGAGAUUCUACUGACAGAUCUUCCGUUUCUUUAUAUGCCAUCCCAAUUGGCACUGGCUGCAUUUGUGGUGGCUGGAAAGAACAAUGGAUUCGAUGCACAAAUUCACAAGCAAAGAUUUGGAGAUCAGUCAGACCCACUGAAAGACAUAGUGAAAGCUAUAACCAAAGUAUUAUCACAAGUAACUCCGGUAACAAAAGAGCAAGCGACUCAAGUGGACUAUCGUUUGCGUAUCUGCAUGAAUCCUGCAAAGAAUCCGAAUUCUGCGCUGUACAAAAAACGAGCAGCUCAGAAACAACUCGAUAACGAAGAAAGACGAAGAAAGAAGGCUAAAAUAGACCAAGAUGAGGAAUCAGAGGAAGAAGAAGAAUAA